Molecule: messenger RNA, 1358 nt
Organism: Durio zibethinus
Lineage: Eukaryota; Viridiplantae; Streptophyta; Magnoliopsida; Malvales; Malvaceae
Product: NADH dehydrogenase [ubiquinone] 1 alpha subcomplex subunit 8-B-like
Biological process (GO): mitochondrial electron transport, NADH to ubiquinone
Cellular component (GO): respiratory chain complex I
Source: RefSeq, a predicted model, not a curated record
ACCACCGUUUAGCAUCCGUUACCACUUCCUCAGAGCCUUCACUACUACCCUAAACAAAAAUCCCCCAUUUCUCUCUCACACAGUCUUCUCUCUGAGUUUAAGCAAAUACCCAAUUAAUUGAUAGGGUAAAUAAUUAACUCCCAAUAAAUUUCUCUUUCUUUUUCCAUUGAUCGUAGAAUAGUUGGGUUUUUUUUUUAUUGGUGCAGAAAGAAGUGAUUUUUUUCGAGGGUAGGGGUGGAAAUGGCGAACGUGGUCGAUGCGGCGGGAGAACCGAUACCGACAUCGUCGGUGCUGAUGUCAGCAGCAAAGCACAUAGAAAUUAAAUGUAUGCCUGAAAACGUGGAGUUCCUAAAGUGCAAGAAGAAAGAUCCAAACCCUGAGAAAUGUCUCGAUCAGGGCCGCCAAGCUACUCGUUGCGCCCUUGGCGUGCUAAAAGAUCUUUAUCACAGAUGCAAAGACCCCAUGGAAGGUUAUGUCGGAUGCAUGUAUUACUAUACAGACGAAUUUGAUUUAUGUCGCAAACAGCAGCAAGCUUUUGAGAAAGCAUGCCCUUUGGAGUGAUUGGCGAACAAACAUUCCUAGUCCAUGCUUGAAAUAAGUUAGGCAGACCAGUUUGCAACGAGCAAAAACUGUUGUUGUCCUGUAUUUAUCCAAAAAGCAUCGUCUCCCUUUUGCAUGGUUAAAGAUUGUUCUUGGGAUUUUUUUCCAACUGAAAAUGACUACACUGCCAUUUUUGAACAUAAUCCAUGAUGGUUGAUUCAUUCAUGAUCUUUUCUCUUCCUUUUUUUUUUCUUUUUUUUGGUCUUUUCUGAUCAGCUACCAAAGGAAAUAUAGGCUUCAAGAAACAAAACCAGGAAAACCUUGGCUGCUAUGCUAUUAGAAUUCUUUAACCAAAUUGAAGGAACAUAAUCCGAAAUGAACAGGAGAGCUUGGUCUAGCACAUCUUCAGCCUGGUGUCCCUUCUUGAACAAAACACAAUUGAGUUGGUAAACUGGGAAUGUUGUCCUGGUUGAUCAGCAUCUGACAACUUCUUAGCUCUCUUUGCCCAACUUUCUAAAACCUCAAAUUAUCUUUUUCUUGGACAAUUCCAACAAAUCUGUGCCUGUAAAUACUUUAAUUGGCUUCCUUUGUUUGAGGAUGAUUCUUUCUUUGGCCAAAUAUAAGCUCUAAAUUCUUUCUUUCUUAACUGUAUAGUAUAAUGAAAAGAUAUUAAUCUUAACAAAUUUUCUCAUAUGAUAAAAAAAAAAGGAUAAGGAACUCCUAUGAUCUAAUCAUCUCAUGAACAUUUUAGCUGGUGAGUUCAUUGAAUGGCAGCAAGCCUCACAAACCCAAAGUCAAAGAAGAAGACCCCAUGCAAU